Molecule: messenger RNA, 727 nt
Organism: Nylanderia fulva
Lineage: Eukaryota; Metazoa; Arthropoda; Insecta; Hymenoptera; Formicidae
Source: RefSeq, a predicted model, not a curated record
AAUCAAAAACUGAGUAUAACAAAACGUGACAGGCAAACUGUACAACAACUUUGGAAGCAAGUGGCUAAUGCGACGAAUGGCGAAUGUUCUGUCGAUGAGGUAAAAAAAAAAUGGAAGAACUUAAGGGAUCGUUACAUGAAAAUAAUCUCUCUUGAAAAGUUGCCAAGUGGAUCAGGAAGUAAACCAUCUCGCAGAAAGUGGCAACAUUACGAAUUAUUGUCUUUCUUACGUGACACUUCUUUGGAAAAAGAGACAGUUUCAAAUAUGAUGAGUCGUGAGGAAGACACUAGCAAUGAUGACACGGAAAUCCAAAGUGUGGACGUCGUAGAAGUCAACGGUGCGAUUGAUGCAUCAAAAAGUAUUUCGUUCAUAAGCUGUACGGGAAUGAAAAGAAAACGAAAAAGUACUGAGCGCGAAGAAGACUUGAUGAAGCAGAUAGCAGAGGCCUUGCAGACUCCACGACCACCUUUGCCAACUCCUCCUGUUCUUGACGAAGUUGACAAUUUUACUUCGAUGAUUGCCUGCCAGCUACGAGAGUUGUCAUCAGUCCGCAGACGCGCAAUAAUGUUGAAAAUUCACGAGCUCUUACGUGCUGAAUUAUUGCGUAACGACAAUUCGGCAACAACAAUAAUAUAACGUAAAAUAUAAUAAUAUGAAUAAUAUAUGUAUACGUAUAGUAAUAAAACGAGACUGAUUUUGUUAGUGCAAUAAAGCCGAAGCGUAUUUA